AUGGGCACAGGUGAUAAUGCUGUGGGAGUGGAUGACAGUGUGGAGAGAAGCUCGGUAACAGUCUGGAUUGUCUCCAGCACCCAGCAUAGUGCUCGGUAUGCAACAGAGACCCACAUCCUGGUCGGUUGUUAUGUAGGUCACCCGGCGCUGUGGCUUCAGCGGCACCGACGGCGGCAAUUCCCCCGGGGGGCCCUAAAAUUCGUUAAGCAAAAGCUGCGGUUGCUGUGCUGGGGUUACACCGGCCAAGGCCGAAGUCCCUGUCCCGAGGGGGCCGAUCUGCUGCUGGGGGAGACAGCUUACCCGGGGACGGGAAAGGGUCGAGUGCCCGUUGCAGGUCCGUUUGGCCGUGGAGGGGCGGGCUCUGGGGUCCGCACCACGUUCCGCUCCUUCGCCGCGUCUUGGAAGCUUCUGGACUGGACGGCGCCCGAGGCCCCCAGCAGCCCGGCCAGGGUCCGUCCAUUCUGGGGACUGGCCAGCUUUGCUGCAGACAGAUUUCCGCACCAGAGCAGCGAGCGAAGCUGGCUCCGCCCGGCACGGCCCUCUAGGCCAAGGCCACCUCCUGCUAAGGCUAACCCUCUUCUCCGCUCCCUGGGGGGUCGCCCGGCGCAGACAUCCUCGGCGAUUCUCAGCGCUGCCCAGGAGCGUCCGGCAGGCCCCGCCUCUGGCGGCCACGUGAUCCAGCCCCGCCCCAGGAGACCACGUGACACAGGCCCCGCCCCCGCCGCUGAUUGGGCGUUCCGUGUUGCCUUUCGACCGGCAGCAUGGGGAGGUCGUCACGUGGGGGCGGUGGCGGCCGCGGCACCUCGGGGACUGGCGGGCAUGGAACCGCGGGCAGCUGGGGUCGGGGGCGGCGAGGGGCCGGCAGCCCCGGAAGGAGAGCCGCCCCCGCGGGGCGCGCGGGCCGGGGAAGGGGAGGAGACGCGGCCGCCCGAGCCGCGGCCGGAGCCAGAGCUGCGGGAGGAGCCGCCCAACCCAGCGGCGGUCAGCUUGGCUAUGUCUGACCACUUCUAUCAAAAGAAGGAAGGAGAUGACCAUGGAGUCAUGAGAUGGAGACCAAAACUAGCCUGUGGGGCCCAGAACGUGCCCAUCCAAGGGGAGAGUGACCAAAUUGAAGAAGAUGAGAUGCAGGAUUGUGGGGACUCUGAGGAAGACUUGAACUGGGAGCUGGAAGAUGUGAUGGAGAACAUCAUCCCUACAGAGGAGAAGGCCGAGCCUCCUGUUAAGGAGGAUUGGGACAGUGAGCUGAUUGCUGACCAAGGGAAUCCGUACGGUGCUGAAGACAUCCACCAUGCCAGCAUUCAAGAAUUCUGUCUCUGGGCACCUCGGGCCCAGCGAGGAGACAUGAUCUAUGAUCCGAGCUGGCACCACCCUGCCCCCCUGACUCCCCACUAUUCCAAAAUGGUGUUUGAGACCGGGCAGUUUGAUGAUGCUGAAGACUGAAACUUUGGGAUGCAUUCCUGCCUUGUGGGCUGGGGGGGGUGGUGUCCUCCCCUUUCCCUUCUUCCCAUCCAUCAAAUUCCCUUAUUCCUGCUUGGGAGGUAGGACCUUACAUUGGGGAACUGGUGUUGGCAUGGAUCCUGGAAGCUGCUGCAUUUUCAUAGACUUGUUUAAGAAAGGAAAGAAACCUUUUCUCUCCCAUUUUCUUUUGGGCUUUGUUGGCACAAUCUUGCCUGGAACUCGGGUGGAUACUGUGGCAUUAGAGGAGGGGGAAAUCCUGGUGGGUUUUUUUUUUUUUCUUAAAUAAAAGUUGAAAAAUCAGAAUGCUGCUUUUGUCAUUCCCCACUCCCUUUAAUUGGCUGCUUCUGAGCCAUCUUGGGCUCAUGGCUUCCUGGUGCCUGUCUCUUUUCACAUUUUUUAAAAGACAUCACGCAGUAAAAGUUUGGAGAUUUACUAGCA
Trichosurus vulpecula (common brushtail) is the source of this 1896-nucleotide messenger RNA. RefSeq names its product coordinator of PRMT5 and differentiation stimulator (gene COPRS). The coding region runs from base 1 to 1440 and encodes 479 amino acids. Gene Ontology annotation, cellular component: nucleus. Lineage: Eukaryota; Metazoa; Chordata; Mammalia; Diprotodontia; Phalangeridae. The transcript is spliced from 7 exons. The record is from RefSeq and is a predicted model, not a curated record. Gene Ontology annotation, molecular function: histone binding.